AUGUCCGCGCCCAUCCCCGCCAUGCAGGAGAAGGACGUCAAGGCCGCCGACGCGCGCUCCGUCGUCAGUGGCAGCGAUGGCUCCACCGACGACGACAACAAGCUGCUCGAGAUUGGCUACGUCCCCUCCUUCAAGCGCGAGUUCUCCAACAUCGCCACGAUCAGUUUUGCCUUCAGCAUCAUGGGUCUCUGCUCGUCGAUCGCGACGACGUUCAACACCCCGCUGCUGCUUGGUGGACCCUCGUCGGUGACUUGGUGCUGGAUUCUGGGUGCGACGAUGUGCCUGAUGCUCGGUGCCAGCAUUGCGGAGAUUGUCAGCGCGUUCCCGACUUGUGGAGGACUGUACACGGCGUCGGCGCAGCUUGUUCCCCGUAAACACCGUGCCAUCGUCGGAUGGGUCGUAGGAUGGCUGAACAUCCUCGGUCAGAUCGCCGGUCUGUCUUCGACGGAAUUCGGUUUGGCGGGCAUGAUUUGGGCUGCGGUUGUAGUCGGAAAGGACGGCGACUUCACCGUCACUCCGGGCAAGACUGUCGGGCUCUUCGCGGGACUUCUUGUCCUCCACGGUCUUCUUAACUGUCUGGCGACGCGUCAAUUAGCUCGCAUGACCAGCGGAUUUGUCUUCGUUAACCUGGGGGCUACCUUCAUCAUCAUCAUCGUUCUGCUCGCUACCACCCCGCGUAGCGAGAUGCACUCCGCGUCUUACGUGUUCGGGAGUGAUGGUUUUGUCAACAACUCUGGUGGAUGGAACAACGGGAUCACGUUCCUCUUCGGUCUUUUGAGUGUUCAGUGGACGAUGACAGACUACGACGCUACUGCUCACAUCUCAGAAGAAGUUAAGCGCGCAGCGUACGCGGCUCCCUCCGCUAUCUUCAUCGCAGUCAUCGGUACCGGCCUCAUCGGAUGGCUACUCAACAUCGUCCUCAUCCUCUGCUCCGGUCCUCUCGAAAACCUGCCUGGAGUUUCCGGCUCAGCCUUCCUUGAUAUCAUGGUCUUGCGCAUGGGAAAGCCGGGUGCACUCUUCAUUUGGGCCUUCGUCUGCCUCACCGCCUUCUUCGUCUGUCAGACCGCCCUUCAAGCCGUCUCACGCACGGUCUACGCCUUUAGCCGCGACCAUGGUCUCCCCGACCGCGGCUACUUCGGCCGAAUCUCCCCCCGCACCCAGACUCCUCUGCGUGCCGUCGCCCUCGUGACGAUUAUCGCCAUUCUCCCCGGGCUGCUCGAUCUCGCGAGCGCGAUCGCGGUGAACGCGAUCUUUGCGAUGACCGCCAUGGCGCUCGACUUCUCAUACAUCAUCCCCAUUUUCUGCCGGCGCCUCUACGGAAACCACCCCGAGGUCCAAUUUACGCCCGGGCCGUUCUACAUGGGGAACGGGUUCAUCGGCUGGACGGCGAACGUGAUGUGUAUCCUCUGGACAUGCUUCGUCUGCAUCAUCUUCGCCUUCCCGACCAACCUCCCUGUCCUCCCGGCCACGAUGAACUACGCGGCGCCCAUCACCGUCGGGGUCGUCUUCCUGUCUCUCGUCUGGUACUUCGCUGGUGCGAACCGCCACUACAAGGGCCCGCAGUCGAACCGGAAGGAAGUCGUCGACGGCCUCGCUCCCCCCGCCUAUUCGGAGGCGAACGGAGACAAGGCGCACGCCGUUUAA
Molecule: messenger RNA, 1644 nt
Organism: Epithele typhae
Lineage: Eukaryota; Fungi; Basidiomycota; Agaricomycetes; Polyporales; Epitheliaceae
Product: APC amino acid permease
Exons: 13
Coding region: 1-1644 (547 amino acids)
Biological process (GO): transmembrane transport
Cellular component (GO): membrane
Molecular function (GO): transmembrane transporter activity
Source: RefSeq, a predicted model, not a curated record